ACUCUUAUUUCGCGCUUUCCUUGCGCCCACACGCGCCGCAGCUGCACCGCCUCCGAUCCGCUUCCGAGUCCGCGGCACGUCCGUCCCGAACCGCCAGAGAAAUCAUGUCGCAAAUACAAAAGUCCAGCUCCUCGUCCGCAUCCUCCGCCGCGAGCAUCCCGCCGGAGCACAUCAUCGCCCUCCCCAGCCUCUCCUGCCAGCUGUCCUCCCUCCCCGCCGCCAAGAGCAUCGACAGCGUCUCCCUCCACCCGACCUCCAUGUCCGCACAGCGCGCCGCGGAGAGCGAAGCGAAGCUGCGCAAGCUUCUUUCGAAAAACGGGGCGCCGCAAUCGGGCGCGUCGUCAACAACGUACGCGUCGCAUCCACAUGCGCGCGAUCCGGCGUCCGGCUCGCCUCCGCUCAUGAUGCGGAAACCGGUGAGUCGCGCGGCACGCUCUCUCGUCGUGCACCUUCCUGACGCGCUGCGCCGACAGGUGAAGAAAGUCCACGCUUAGCUUCGCCGCCGCCACACCCCACACCCGCCAUAGACGUCUUCUCAGACCGAGAGAGAGCUCUCUCCGUGUCUUGCCUUCCGACCCGCACCGGGACUCUGCUGCGCGCAGCGCACCCCACUAUUAUGCCACGCCGCACAAAAGCUCUCCAUCGCACAUCUCAUCUCUCGCUUUGCAUCACUAGACGUUCUCGUUCUGUUUCGCGUACCUAGGC
This is a messenger RNA of Laetiporus sulphureus 93-53, 705 nucleotides long. RefSeq lists its product as uncharacterized. The transcript is spliced from 3 exons. NCBI's taxonomy places the organism in Eukaryota, Fungi, Basidiomycota, Agaricomycetes, Polyporales, Laetiporaceae. Bases 105 to 494 code for a protein of 129 amino acids. The record is from RefSeq and is a predicted model, not a curated record.